AUGGCUCAGCUUGCCAGCCCAUCUCCUCUCACAGCAGAGAACCUAAAAGUGUUCUCGCCAUCACUACCCCACAACUACUCGGCCUCGGUCUCAUCGCGGGCCUCAGAGGACGAAGACGCUGCGUCACUAUUCUCAGACGCGCACAGCGUCGUCUCGUCCACCUCCACCGCGCCCGAGGACGAGGCAGCCCCCUUCACCGUCCAGGAAGCCUCGGGCGAGACCGUAACCGUCUACGAGUCCCUGGACCAAGCGGUUCGGUACAGUCUCCUGCGGGCCGAACAGGCGCGCCGCCAGGAGGAAGAGACCCGGCGGUUUGCGUACAUGCCCUACUCUGCGGCACCACAGCAAUCGCAGGACGUGAUAUUGAAUGAAGCUUCUUGGGUGUCGGCACCUGCGCCACCACCGGCAGGAGAUGCCCAAGGUGACGCCGAUGAAGAGGAUGAGGAUGCGUACUUUUCAAUGGGCUGA
Pestalotiopsis fici W106-1 is the source of this 468-nucleotide messenger RNA. RefSeq lists its product as uncharacterized. Bases 1 to 468 code for a protein of 155 amino acids. The record is from RefSeq and is a predicted model, not a curated record. The transcript has a single exon. Lineage: Eukaryota; Fungi; Ascomycota; Sordariomycetes; Amphisphaeriales; Sporocadaceae.